This is a messenger RNA of Hyla sarda, 1290 nucleotides long. It is a transcript of the gene RUSF1, whose product is annotated as RUS family member 1. The record is from RefSeq and is a predicted model, not a curated record. NCBI's taxonomy places the organism in Eukaryota, Metazoa, Chordata, Amphibia, Anura, Hylidae.
UGUUCCUGCAGGCUGUGAUGUCAUCAGACGUGGCUCUCGUGUGUACAGAACGUUUAGGCUCGGGCAGUGUUGUGAAGUAUAUACAGAGGAUGAUGGGAUGUUACUGUGUAAGCGCCCCCGCUCCACUGACUCCUAUCGCCCCCUCCAGGGACUUCUUCACGAGUCUCUUCCUCCCUCAUGGUUUUCCAGACAGUGUCAGUGAAGAUUACUUGGAGUAUCAGCUGUGGGACACCCUGCAAGCAUUCUCCAGCAGUGUGACAGGGUCCCUGGCCACUCAUGCUCUUCUGCGAGGAUCGGGUGGUGACAGCUCCGCCUCUGUGACAGCCGCCACCAUUACAUGGAUCCUUCGAGAUGGCACUGGGAUGGUGGGACGCAUUCUCUUCGCCUGGAUGAAGGGGAGCCGCCUGGACUGUGAUGCCAAGCGAUGGAGGCUCUUUGCUGACGUGUUGAAUGACCUGGCCAUAUUCAUGGAGAUCUUGGCUCCUCUCUUCCCAUCAUGCUUCACUGUGACGGUGUGCACCGCGGGAGUAUUUAAGUGCAUUGUGGGAGUGGCAGGAGGGGCGACACGUGCUGCGCUCACGGUCCACCAGGCCAGGAGAGACAACAUGGCUGAUGUGUGCGCCAAGGAUGGCAGCCAGGAGACACUGGUGAAUCUGGCCGGACUCCUGCUCAGUCUUCUGCUUGUGCCCAUGGUGUCUGACAGCGUCUGGGGCACUUACCUCCUUUUCCUCGUCCUGACGGGGCUGCACCUUUAUGCGAAUUACCGUGCAGUGGGUUCUGUUGUCAUGGAGACGCUCAACCAGUCCCGACUCACCAUAGUCCUGGAGCAUUUUAUGCAGGAGGGUCACAUCCUGAGCCCUGCGGAGGCCAACCCCCAGGAGCCGCUCUUACCAGGUCUCGGCUCCCAAGUCUCUGUUGAUGUUGGAGUCCCCCUGAGUGCUCUCGUCUCCAGGGUCUCUGAGCUUGAACUUCUAAAAAAAGGGAAUGAUUCUAUGUACCUCCUGGGAUGGAGGAGAGACUCAGGCCGUCUUGCGGUUGUGUUACACGAUCGGGCUGGCAGUGAUGACAUCAUCAGGUCUGUGGUGCACGCGGAGAUCCUUCACAGGAAAACUUUGUUCUCAGAUCCGGCGCGGUACCAUAUUCUGGCAGAGACACACGGAGAGGUCGCCCGCAUCUUCCCCGACUUCUGUCACGGUCUGAGUGCAUCAGGAUGGGUGACUGAUCGAAAUCUUCUGGACUCCGAUGACUGGAGGGCCAAUUGGGACAUAAAUAAAGGACUAUGAUGACAGA